AUGGGUUCAAGUAUUCAUCGGUCCGAGGGCUUUCCUCAUGCGACAAAAUCAAAGCUUGACAUCGUAAUCAUAGGAGCCUCUCUGGGCGGGCUUGCAGCUGCGCUUGCUGUAAAACGUCUUCCAUCACCGCAUGCCCACUCGAUCACGCUGCUAGAGCGCAAUCCCAAACCGGUGCUCGACAACCAAGGAGCCGGCAUCGUUGCAGGAGGGGACACACUUGCUUUCUUCGAGAAGUAUGAUCGAUGCGGGCGCAAGCUGGCCGUGUCCAGUGUGCGCAGGCAAUAUCUGGACAAGAAUGGCAACAUUGUGCACAAGGAAGACAUGAAGCAGAACAUGACGAGCUGGGAUCUGGCCUACUACAUGCUGCGCGCGAAUGUUGAUGGCCUGGAGAGCGCAUAUUGCAAAGUACCGGAAACCGACGUCGGUAAGGGUCAAGUCAAGCACUUGCACGGGCACAGGUUCACGGGCUUGUGGGAACAGGAGAGCAACCAGGGCAGACUCGUUGUAGAGUACACGACCAGCGAUAAAAUCAAAGGAUCCAUGGAAGCGGACCUUGUCAUUGGCGCUGAUGGGCCUAGCUCCACGAUCCGCGAUAUCUUUGCCCCAUACGUUGAGCGCAAGUACGCAGGAUACGUGGCUCUGCGAGGCACCGUCCGAGAAGACCGUGUGACGCCGAAGACCCUGGAGGCAUUCAAGGAGCGUUUCACCUUCUUCCACUGCCCCGGUGUCCAAGUCCUAGCGUACCUUAUUCCUGGCGAAAAUGGGACACUGGAGCCUGGGAAGCGGUUCAUCAAUUUUGUAUACUACAAGAACACAAGGCCGAGAAGCCUGGCAGACAAGUCGGCAGAGUUUCGCGAGCUGAUGACGGAUGUGGAUGGCAAGUACCACCGCAUUACACUGCCACCAGGCAAGAUCAACCCAAAAGCAUGGAAGAAGCAGUGCGACAUUGCCCGAGAGAUACUUCCGCCUCAGUUUGCAGAGCUCGUGUGCUCGACAGAGAAGCCCUUUGUGCAAGCCAUUACCGAUGUCAUCUCUCCAACCAACGAGUUCCUCGACGGUCGCGUCAUCUUAAUCGGUGACGCGCUUGCUGGCUUCCGUCCGCAUACCGUUGCCAGUACCAGUCAGGCAUGCUUCGACGCCAUGGUCCUUGCGGACAUGAUUGAGGGAACGGUCGGAAGGCGGGAGUGGAAGAAGGAGACGCUUGGGUAUGCAAGGACGAUCCAGGCUCGAGGUGUGAGCAUGGGCGAAAGAAGCCAGCAUGAGGAUCUGCCGUUGAGCGAGCACAUCCAGGACCGUAAUCUGGCAAGCAGACCGAGACAGGAUGAAACCUGGCCUCACUGGGCUAUCGCUGAUCUGGACUGA
Messenger RNA from Didymella exigua CBS 183.55, 1362 nucleotides. RefSeq names its product FAD/NAD(P)-binding domain-containing protein. Lineage: Eukaryota; Fungi; Ascomycota; Dothideomycetes; Pleosporales; Didymellaceae. The transcript is spliced from 2 exons. The coding region runs from base 1 to 1362 and encodes 453 amino acids. The record is from RefSeq and is a predicted model, not a curated record.